AUAGCUUUGUUAUUGUUUAUCAUUAUGAUUUGUAUAUUAUUAUCUAGCGCAUUAAGUGUAUUUAUGUGCUUAUAGAAACUACUUACGUCUAGAAAAGACAAAACCAAAAACUAAAACAAUUAUUUCAAUAAAGUGUGGAAAAUGCCCGUAGCCGACUUUUUCAUAGACAAAAAUGUAUUCAUUACUGGUGGCAGUGGAUUUCUAGGAAAAUUGUUGAUAGAAAAGCUUUUAAGAUCUUGUCCAGGUAUUGGAAAAAUAUAUGUACUUUUAAGACCAAAGAGAGGUAACUCGAUUGAAGAGCGUCUUGAGAAAGUUCUCGAAUCACCGGUAUUCAAUCCAUUGCGUCAUCAAAAUCCAGAUGCAUUCAAGAAACUGAUCCCCAUUAAAGGCGAUGUGUCUGAAUUAAAUUUAGGUAUAAACAAAGAAGAUCGAGAAUUACUAGUUAACACUGUAAAUAUAAUAUACCAUUCGGCAGCAUCAGUACGUUUUGAUGACUUCUUAAAAGACGCCAUUAUUUUAAAUGUUCGAGGAACGAGAGAGGUUGCAAAAUUAGCCCUGGACUUAAAGAACAUCUCAAUAUUCGUGCACAUAUCAACUGCUUACAGCAAUUGUGAUAAACUGGUAGUAGAAGAAAAACUGUAUCCAGCCCUUGCAAACUGGAGGGAUGCUAUUAAGAUAGCCGAAGAAUGUGAUCCAAAAACGUUAGAGGUUCUUUCUCAAAAAUAUAUUUCUCCAUUACCCAAUACAUACACGUUUGCUAAGUCUUUAGGAGAACAUGUUAUCAAUGAAUUGUGCCAAGGAAAGAUACCAGUUGUAAUAACAAGACCAUCUGUAGUAAUUCACACACUAUCAGACCCAAUUGAAGGAUUUACCGAUAAUUUUAAUGGACCAAAUGGAUUAAUUACUGCUGCAGGAACAGGUAUCAUAAGGAUAAUUUAUGGCGGUAAAGAUGCCGUAGUAGAUUAUAUACCAGCCGACUACGUUAUAAAAGGAAUCAUAUUGGCAACCGAAUCACAAGGAGUAAAAAAGUGUUAUGAUACUAUAGAAAUUUACAAUAUCUCCUGUAACCAUAUAGCUUGUGUUACCCUAGAAGAAAUGGUAAGAUUUGGGGAUAAAGUUUGUAUGGAAAACCCAUGUUCGAAUAUGUUACGUUAUCCGAAAGUGGCUUUAACAGAAAAUUUUUAUAAAUUUUACAGUGAAGUAGUAAUAUCCCAUAUGCUACCGUCAUUACUUGUUGAUUUGAUUUUAAGAAUGAUUGGGCAGACACCAAGGCUAGUUCGUAUACAAAGAAAAAUUUAUAUAGCAGCAACUGUACUGGUUCCUUUCAUGACCAACACGUUUUACCUUUUAAAUGAUAAAUUUAUAAACAUGCAAAAAAAAUUAAAAGAAGAAGAUUAUGCAUUUUCAUUUAACUACCUACCUUGGACUGACGAUGAAAAAUACGAAUACAUCCAUCGGGGUAAAUUUGGUAUUGAAGCACAUCUGUUAAAAAUCAAAUCUGGUAUUACUGGAGCAAAAGCUAAGAGGCUGCUGAUGAAGUAUUGGCUGCCAGAAAUGAUAUUUAAAACGAUAGUCUUCUGUUUAUUUUUGUGGAUUUUUUUGUACAAAUUGAACUUUUUUAAUUUAGUUGCUGCUAAAACCAUUUGUUAUUUUAAAAAUUUAGGUGUCGAAACAAUAUAAAAUGUACCUAUAUACAAAAUAAAAACUUGUAAAAAUCGA
This is a messenger RNA of Diabrotica virgifera virgifera (western corn rootworm), 1719 nucleotides long. RefSeq names its product putative fatty acyl-CoA reductase CG5065. Gene Ontology annotation, cellular component: peroxisome. Gene Ontology annotation, biological process: long-chain fatty-acyl-CoA metabolic process. The record is from RefSeq and is a predicted model, not a curated record. Gene Ontology annotation, molecular function: alcohol-forming very long-chain fatty acyl-CoA reductase (NADP+) activity. The coding region runs from base 142 to 1680 and encodes 512 amino acids. Lineage: Eukaryota; Metazoa; Arthropoda; Insecta; Coleoptera; Chrysomelidae. The transcript has 9 exons.